AUGGGGCUGACUCGAGAACAGCUGAAUCCUGUCAAAACUCCCCUCGCCGGUUUCACAGGGGACUCGGUGGAGGCGGAAGGGUCGAUCACACUUCCAGUUGAGAUUGGCAGUUAUCCAGAUGUACAGAAACUCAGCAUAAAGUUCAUUGUGGUAAACCUGGCCUGUUCGCAUAACGCUAUACUCCGCCGACCGGGUCUCGAGGAUCUAGGAGCUCUGAUUUCAAUCGAGCAUUUUUGCUUGAAAUUCCGCACGCCAAACGGGAUAGGUACGGUGCGCUGUGACCGUAAAGUCGCCCACGACUGCUAUCUACAAGCAUGCAGAGGGAUGGGCAAACGCGAGAUGCAGGUCCAUGAGAUCACCGAGAGGCCCCCAAAAAAGACGAUAAUACCUCGCCCUGAGCCUGCCGUCGAGUUGGAGGAAGUCAAGAUCGACUCCACACAGCCGGACAGACGGAUGGAGGAGCUAAGUCGACCAAGCGUUGAAGAAACACCGCUAAGGAUCCAGCAAGUGACUGACGAAGAAUGGGACCGAGAGAAAAACCCCGAGAUGUUAUGGAUAGAGGACAUCCAGCGAUUCAUAGAAAAAGGCGAGUUACCGGAAGACCCGGGAGUCGCCGCAAGGGUUCGACGAAAGGCCCCCUCUUUUCAAAUCAUUGAUGGGCAAUUAUAUAAACGGUCGUUCGGAGGACCUUUGUUAAGAUGUUUGUUCAGGCCCGAGGCCGAGAAAAUAAUGGACGAAGCCCAUAGAGGCAUCUGUGCCGCGCACCAGGGUGCCCACACGCUCGCUCGGAAGUUAGUCGUCCAAGGAUACUAUUGGCCAACUAUGAUGCGGGACUGUAUUGAAUGGAUAUCCAAGUGCGGCGUUUGCCAGGCAUUCGCCAAGAAAGACACUCGGCCAGCUACUUUUUACACGCCGGUCACCACCGCCAUCCCAUUUGCCAAGUGGGGGAUUGAUUUGUUGGGGCCAUUACCAGUCGCCCCCGGAGGCUUGAAGUUCUGUGUCGUAGUUAUCGACUACUUCACCAAGUGGGUCGAGGCAGAACCACUGGCUACCAUAACCGAGUACCAAUGCCGACGCUUUUUGUGGAAAAGGGUGAUUUGCCGCUUCGGCCUGCCCGAGCACAUUGUCAGCGACAACGGGCGACAGUUCGAUUGUCAGGCAUUCGCCGACUUCUGCCGCCGGCACGAUAUCCGCCACACUAAGGUGUCGGUGGCGUACCCACAGGCCAACGGACAAGUCGAGAACAACCAUUGA
Messenger RNA from Ipomoea nil (Japanese morning glory), 1254 nucleotides. RefSeq lists its product as uncharacterized. The transcript is spliced from 3 exons. Gene Ontology annotation, biological process: DNA integration. Lineage: Eukaryota; Viridiplantae; Streptophyta; Magnoliopsida; Solanales; Convolvulaceae. Bases 1 to 1254 code for a protein of 417 amino acids. The record is from RefSeq and is a predicted model, not a curated record. Gene Ontology annotation, molecular function: nucleic acid binding.